GUCACUUUGACAUCACACACACUCUCAUCGACAACACAGAUGUUUGGCUUAUCCUCCAUGAACUUGGCUUCCUUCACGCCAGACGUUAACCUUCCGUCGAUUCCCCUAGAAAUCGGCUCACUACAACUCUCUUCCCAGCCAACACCGAACUUGUCCUCGCUUGGAGACUUGGGCGAGGGGGUUUUAGAAGAUGAAUACUCGUUUGCUAACAGAAAAAAGUCAGAGAAAUUCCUUCCCUUGAAGAAGAGGAAGCUGCAUAAUCCAAGCGAACCUGAAGCAAAGGAGGAGAUUUCUACAUUGGAAGCUGCGUCACUUUCUGAUUCUGAAGAGCGGUCUGAGCCUCAGUCUCCGCCCCCAGCUGCCUUAGAACCAUUAAGGGCUUCCUUUACUGUGCAAGCUCCGCCCAUCAUCACCAUGCAGACACUGAUGGAGAUCAAGACAGCUCUGACUGCUGAUGAUGAUGGUGACCU
Messenger RNA from Candidula unifasciata, 470 nucleotides. NCBI's taxonomy places the organism in Eukaryota, Metazoa, Mollusca, Gastropoda, Stylommatophora, Geomitridae. The record is from the annotation of a GenBank genome assembly.